AUGGCUCGUAAGCGUAAGGGCCAGUCCCUUAACGACUGCCCCAAGGAUCUUAACGACAUCCCUUACAUCCGCUGGAUGAACCAGCAGAUCGCCAGCGGCCGUCAUCCGACUGGCUUGUCCACGCCGCCCGCGCUUGACGGGCAGGGUUCUAGUGCACAGUCGCCCAGCGCGGGCCCCUCACGUGUGCGUCGUCAGCCUGAGCCCCGGAAGAAGCGGUCUGCUGCACCAGUCGAAAGGGGCUUAUGGUCGGAUAAGGAAAGCACUAUCUUCGCCGCCGCGCGUUGGUUCAUGAAAGACGAGCUCGAGCCGCUCAAGGGGAAGCAUGGGACGCAAUACCGGGUCCGCCUUCUCGCGCACAUCAAGGAGUCGAACCCGGGUUGGUGCCGAAAUGUCAACGCGUUGCAAAAGCAGUGGCGCAACCUGAUGCUGCUUUGGCGGGAGUACAAGCGUGGUGAUGGUGGUUCGGGCAACGGUUCUGUGGAGAAACCGCCAUGGUGGCCGUAUCUGGAGCAGUUCAACAAGGACACCGCCGCUGCCGCACCGCAUGCAGUGGAUGGCGGCGGCGCCACUAACGUCAACGUGCCGGCCGGCAUGGAGGUCCCAAGUGCCUCUCAGCCAGAGACUUCGACACCGACCUUUACAGCACCGCCGCCUCAUCCCACGGGAACACCCAAGCACGCGCGGGUUCAUGAGACGGCUACUAUGCAAGCCGCCAUGCUUGUCUCCGCGACCAUCAAAGAUUGUCACGGUGACGCGAUGACGCGUAUAGAGGGUCUCGUCCGUGAAUGGAUGGCGCAGGACAUGCGCCUUGCACGCGAGCGCAUGACUGAAUCGGCCCCACCGGAUGUGCACCGUGCGACGACAGAUUUCAGCCCUCCUCCGCCACGCGGGGAGUCCGCGCCAUCUCCCGGAGCCGCCCAGCAGCGCGACGAUGUUGGCGACGUCAACACCGUCACACCGGGUGAUGACGAUGUGGAGAUAUGGGUGCGAGGCGCCGACGAUUAG
This is a messenger RNA of Closterium sp. Naga37s-1, 1005 nucleotides long. Lineage: Eukaryota; Viridiplantae; Streptophyta; Zygnematophyceae; Desmidiales; Closteriaceae. The record is from the annotation of a GenBank genome assembly.